Molecule: messenger RNA, 636 nt
Organism: Geosmithia morbida
Lineage: Eukaryota; Fungi; Ascomycota; Sordariomycetes; Hypocreales; Bionectriaceae
Exons: 3
Coding region: 1-636 (211 amino acids)
Biological process (GO): cellular response to oxidative stress; hydrogen peroxide catabolic process; cell redox homeostasis
Cellular component (GO): mitochondrion; cytosol; cytoplasm
Molecular function (GO): thioredoxin peroxidase activity
Source: RefSeq, a predicted model, not a curated record
AUGUCUAUGCGAACGGCUUUCCGUCGUACGGCAACUGUCGCUGCCGCCCGCCCAGCUUUCGCCCGCGGCUUCCACGCCUCCCCUCGUACCCUGGUCAAGGUUGGCGACGAGAUCCCCGAUCUCGAGGUCUUGCACGAGGACUCCCCCGGCAACAAGGUCAACCUGGCCGAGGAGUUUAGCUCAGGCGACGGAUAUAUUGUCGGCGUGCCCGCUGCCUUUUCGGGGACCUGCUCCAGCAGCCAUGUGCCCUCAUACAUCAACAGCCCCAAGCUCAAGGAUGCUGGCAAGGUGUUUGUCGUCUCUGUCAACGAUGCGUUCGUCAUGAAGGCUUGGGCAGACCAGCUUGACCCUGCUCGCCAGACCGGAAUCCGCUUCCUCGCCGACCCCUCUGCCACAUUUACCAAGGCCCUCGACCUCGACUUUGACGCCUCGGCCAUCCUCGGUAACGUCCGUGGCAAGAGGUACGCUCUCCAGGUCAAGGACGGCAAGGUCACGGCUGCCCACGUCGAGGCCGACAACACUGGAUACAAUGGUGGGUCGUUAUUCCGCUCGCAAUCAUGGCAACAGCACCCACAAGAGUCGAAUAUGCUGACAGUGAAACGUACAGUCUCCAUGGCCGAAAAGGUUCUCGAGUAG